AUGGCUGAAAUUCCACGACCAAAUGGGAAUAUCAUUGAAACUCUUAAACUAUUGUCCCUCAGAGGAUUUGAUGAGAGGGAAACAGUUGCCCUCCUUGUUAUUUUUUCUUCUUUUAUCGCACAUAAUAUUGGGAGGAUUGGUUGUCAAUUUAUUCGGCCCAGGCUCAGUAAUUUCACGGGGACAGGUUUACCUGAUCCAACAAUUCCUCCAGACUUUGUUGAAGAGUUGAGGCGGAAGUGUCCAGACGACAACAACACCAUCAGCAAUAUGUUGAAUGAUGAAGAUACAGAUAAAGCUAGGGGUCUGAGUGUAUCAAUUGGGACAUCAUUAGAUAAUCACUACUACAAGACUUUGAUGAGAGGGAGAGGGCUGCUGUUUGCUGAUCAACAGUUGAUGGCUAAUGAAAAGACUGCUGCAGCAGUGACAGAUUACGCUAUUGAUGAUGGCAUCAUAUUUAGGACAGAGUUUGCUCAUGCCAUGGCUAAACUGUCCAAUUUUGGUGUUCUUACUGGAUCCGAAGGAGAAGUUCGGCACAGUUGCUCACACUAAAUUCGUAGAUUAGAUAAAUUCAUGAC
Molecule: messenger RNA, 575 nt
Organism: Solanum stenotomum
Lineage: Eukaryota; Viridiplantae; Streptophyta; Magnoliopsida; Solanales; Solanaceae
Product: putative Peroxidase 48
Exons: 2
Coding region: 1-549 (182 amino acids)
Biological process (GO): response to oxidative stress
Cellular component (GO): plant-type cell wall; plasmodesma
Molecular function (GO): heme binding; peroxidase activity
Source: RefSeq, a predicted model, not a curated record